GUCACAUGCGCGUCCGUCUUGCCGAGCACGUUAAGGAGAACCAUGCCGAAGUCGAAGAGAGACAAGAAAAUUUCCUUAACCAAAACAGCAAAGAAAGGUCUGGAAUCCAAGCAGAGCCUCAUCGAAGAGCUGCGGAAAUGUGUGGACACGUACAAGAAUUUGUUCAUAUUUUCUGUGGCCAACAUGAGGAACAACAAACUGAAAGACAUCAGGACGGCGUGGAAACACAGCAGGUUUUUCUUUGGCAAAAACAAGGUCAUGAUUGUGGCCCUCGGAAAAGGUCAAACAGACGAAUACAAAGAUAAUUUACACAAGGUCAGCAAACAUCUUCGAGGAGAAGUCGGGGUCUUAUUCACAAAUAAAACCAAGGACGAAGUACAAGAGUAUUUCAGUCAUUUCAAAGAGCUGGAUUAUGCACGGGCGGGUAACCAGGCGCAAAUGGACGUAAUGCUGGAUGAGGGUCCCCUGGAGCAGUUCCCCCACUCCAUGGAGCCCCAGCUGAGGCAGUUAGGACUUCCCACCGCGCUCAAGAAGGGAGUCGUGACGCUACUUAAAGAUCACAAGGUUUGUAAGGAGGGGGACACGCUGACUCCAGAACAGGCCCGUAUUCUGAAACUAUUUGGCUUCGAGAUGGCCGAGUUCAAAUUGCAGAUCAAGUGCAUGUGGAAUUCGGAAACGGGCGAGUUUGAGAACAUCGUCGACGAGGAAGAGUCCAUACACAUUGAUCAAGAUGAAGAGGAGGAAGAUGCGGAAUGAAACUUGAGAUUCUGAGACUCUACAUGUUUUUAACUAAUAUCAGAAAUCAGAAACUUUAUUUGUCGUUUCCCCCGGCCCAGUCCAGGAUCAUCCAUCAGCCCUCGACAGAAACAAAGCGAUUACCGACUUCAUCUUCCGUCACCUGUCCGUCUUGGGAGAGAGAUCCUCCUCUGUGGCUCUCCCUGAGGUUUCUUCCUAGUUUUUCUCCCAGGUAAAGGUUUUUUUUAGGGAGGUGUUCCUUAUCCGAUGAGAGGGUCUAUGGACAGGAUGUUGUGUUGCUGUAAAGCCCCUUGAGGCAAAUUUGUAGUUUGUGAUAUUGGGCUAUACAAGUAAAAUUGACUUGACCUGACAUUCUCGACCUGGAGACAUUAAGUUCAUGUUGGUAUCCACUCGACAGCCCACGUGGCGCUGUGCAGUCUGAUGAUGUGUGUUUUUUAUUUUAUCUGAAAGCAUUUACUCAACAUCUGUCCUUUGGAUUCUAAUGCUGGCCAGGAUGUU
Messenger RNA from Lampris incognitus (smalleye Pacific opah), 1254 nucleotides. RefSeq names its product MRT4 homolog, ribosome maturation factor (gene mrto4). The transcript has 8 exons. The record is from RefSeq and is a predicted model, not a curated record. NCBI's taxonomy places the organism in Eukaryota, Metazoa, Chordata, Actinopteri, Lampriformes, Lampridae. Bases 43 to 756 code for a protein of 237 amino acids. Gene Ontology annotation, biological process: rRNA processing; ribosomal large subunit biogenesis; nuclear-transcribed mRNA catabolic process. Gene Ontology annotation, cellular component: preribosome, large subunit precursor; nucleolus. Gene Ontology annotation, molecular function: RNA binding.